UUUCAUGCUAUCUGGAUAAUAAAAGCAUCAAUAUUGCUAAAUUAAAUAGUUUUUUUGAAUAAAAAAAUUAUAUUAUAAUCUACAAUUAAUUUAGAUUAAAUCAUUACCAUUUUAUAUAAAAACAAACUUAAAAUCUAAUUUAAAAACUAAACUAGAUACGAGAAAAAAAAAUAAUAUUAUGGCUAUGAUAUAUUGUUUAUACAAAUAUUUAUAAUAAUACAGUUUUCAUUGAAUAAAUAACUAUAUAUAUUAUAAGUAGUAAUUAUAUUAUAUGGAAUUCUUUGAUUGAAAAAUAACUUAAAUUUAGUACACAUUAAUGCUUCUAUUCUUCAAGCGGAUUGGAUAAAAAUUUAACAUGAAGCAUGUAACUUAUGAAUAUUCCUAAAAAUACAAAACUUUGUAAAUAAUUUUUAAAUUAUUAAAUUUCAACAAUUAAAGCAUUUUUAAAUUAAAUGCAUUAAAAUCGAUAAAUAUACAAAAAAAUUUUAAUAUCCAAAAAAUUUAUAAUAUUUCUAAAAUUUAGCUUAAAAUAAAAAUGAAUUCAAUUUAAUAAAUAAUUUUUUAUAAUAUAUCUUAUAUUUUAAUAUUUUAAUAUCGAUAAUUCGUCAAUCAAUAACUAUAAUAUAUUUAUUAUAUAUUUGAUUUAUUUAUUAUUAUAUUAUUAUUAUAUUUGAUUAUUUAUCUGUUUGUUUUUUUAAACGAAUUAUAGUAUUUAAUUUAACCAAGUUUUUAGUCACUAUGCAGAAUAGCGCUUGCGCAUUAUACUAAAUUUUCAAUACAUGAAAUUUCUCAUCUAACUCUACCCCCACGAUAUUCCCAGCCGGAAUCCGUGAAUCUAUUCGGGUGACCCCCGUCUCCGAUUAGCGGUUUGCGCAAGCGCAGCCAGAUCUUCUGGUUAGAGUGUCCAUUUUGAUCACAUGUGAGUAUCUCCAGUCUGUUCUCCCUUUUUCACGGUGAAUUUAGCUGAUCGACUUGUGAUCACUUGAACAAGUUUGUAAAACGUGCAUUAAAAAGUCUUGAGAAUAAAAAACAACAGUAAUUAAGAUCAAUUUAUAUCCGUGAUUUCUUUAAUAUAUUCCGACAGUCGGCAAUUUCGACGACGAACUACAUACAAUCCUUUUCGCGCCAUCUUCUUAAGGAAAACGGUCAAAAAACCGUAGUAAACUCGUACUCGAAGAAUAACAGAAUGGCAGAUAUAGAAGAUACUCACUUCGAAACUGGAGACUCUGGUGCUUCUGUAACAUACCCAAUGCAGUGUUCGGCUUUGCGUAAAAAUGGGUUUGUUAUGUUGAAAUCUCGACCAUGUAAAAUCGUAGAGAUGUCAACUUCUAAAACAGGAAAACAUGGUCAUGCCAAAGUACAUCUUGUAGGCAUUGAUAUUUUCACUUCAAAAAAGUAUGAAGAUAUUUGUCCAUCUACGCACAACAUGGACGUACCAUUUGUUAAACGAGAAGAUUACCAGCUAGCAGACAUAUCUGACGAUGGCUACUUAUGCCUAAUGGCUGAUAAUGGAGAACUCCGUGAAGAUUUGAAGAUUCCUGAUGGUGAACUGGGUGCUCAAUUACGUGCUGAUCAUGAGGCUGGUAAAGAACUUCUUUGCACUGUGCUGAAGGCAUGUGGUGAAGAAGUCGUAAUCGCCAUUAAAACUAACACUGCCAUCGAUAAAUAAUUGUGUUCAGUCCAGACUCCACCAUCACAUUAAAGAAAAAACAAAACAUUCAGUUAACAUAUUAUUAAGAGAAACCUAAGAUACAAUACAAGAUGAUCAGUGGUUAAUAUAAGAACUUAUUACCAACAACAAAUAGAGAGGAAAAAGUGAGAAUCACUUGAGAAAAGAAUAAGAAGGGGAAAGAAAUGACAAGGAAAGACAAAGAGCCAGAAUACAAUUUAAAAAACUGAAAGGAAGAGAAAAAUGUGCGUUAGCAUAUAUAGUUGAGUAAUUAAAAACAAGUGUGAAGGAGGAGGGGAUUACAAAUAAUGAAAUAAAUAUAAAAAUAAAAAAAAUAAAAAAAUGAAUAAAAAGAGAAUAAACCAAGAAACAGUAUCAGCUUAAACUUGAAAAAUGGAUGUUUUUGGCGGCUUAAAAUAUUGGAAUUAAAAAGCAGUUUUGAUAGUGAGAAAUUUCGAAAAAGAACUAUUUCAUCUUGAUUUGAUUUAAAAAAUUUCAACAUGAUUAGAAUUCUAUUUAUAUUGGAAUUCCAGUUACUUUUCAAUAAUAUAUAAUUUUAUUCAAAAUAUGAUUUUAUUGAAGAUUUCAAUAUUUUCAAAAUUUUUAUUUCCUUACAAUAAUUCCUUUGUUCUAUAUAUACUUCAACUGGAGCAUCUUCAUACAAGUUUGAUUUUUUAAAUUUUUUGUUAUAUUCAAAUUUCAAUUCUAUUCACAUGUAGAAUUCCAAUUAUAUUAGAACUCUAUUCUUACGAUAUCCUAUAUUUAUUAGAAUUCUGUUUCUUUUUUCAAUUCAAGUUUGUCACUUUUUUUAUUAAAAUUAUAUGUUUUAGAAAAUCCAAUUUAAUCUAGAAUUAUCUUGUUUCGGUUUUUUAUAUCAUUAUAAUCUUUGUUAGAAUUCUAUGCUAUUGACAUAUUGUUAAAAAUAUUCAUGUCUGAAAAUCCCUAGAAAUUAUUUUUUCAAAAUCCUUAUUUAGAAUAAUCUUAGAAAUUUUCAUUUUUUGAAAUUAAAUUUUCAAUUCUUUAAAUUUUAGAGAGAUAUAUUUAUAAUCUUAAUUUGAUAAAAAUCAUUACUAUAAGUAUAUAUAAAAAUAUACUUUCUAAAUUCAUAUGAAAAAUUCAAAUGUUUCUUAAAAUUUAAAAUAUAAUUUUACAUUUUUAAUUAUAAGAAAUUACAUUUUAAUUACAAAGAAUAUUCAAAAUUGUAAAAUUUAAUUUGUUUGCAUAGAUCUAAUGAAUAUUUUUUAAUUUCUUAUAACUGUUAAGAAUUUUAUUUAAUUCAUAUUGUAAUACCGUUUUGUAUUUAACAGUUUUUAAAUUUUGAUAUUUUCAAAUUAGAAUCAAUACUUCAAACUUGAUAAAUAUUAAACUCUUGAAUUCUAACACAAAAUUUUAGAAUUCAGUUUGAAUCUCAAAUUCCUUACAUAUAAUUUAAGGAUAAUUUCAAAUUUGAGUUCUAAAAUUUUAAAUUUCAUGCACUUAAUUUUUGAUUUCUGACUAGAAAUUUGAGUUAUAAUGUAACAUUUAAGUUACAUUGAAUACUCGAUUUCAAGAUUAUAUACCAUCUAUGAAAAUAUAAGAAAAUUUAAAAAAUAUAAACAAUGAAUGAUAAGAAACAACUAAGCUACUAUAAUCUAAGCAAACUAAUAAUUUAAGAUUAAGACGACCUAGAUAAAUGAAUUAAUCGAUAAAAGAAACUGAAAUAAAACGAAUCAAUCGGCCUCACGGUCGUAUUUCAACCAUGAGAGACGGAAAUCUUUUUUUUCUGCUUCUCAAUAUUUGGUUUAAUUAAUUAUACACCAUUGCUGGUCGUUAAUUUGAAUUCUAACAAUUUUUAAGAUAAAGAUAAUUUUCAGGUACGCAACAAAUUUAAAUUAGUAAUUUUCUAAACAUGUGAAAUAAUAUUUCGAGAAUAUUAUUUUUAAAAAUAAUUUUAAUACUAAAAAUCUUAUUUUUUAAAUUAACUCUAUAUAUAUAAUUGGUAAGUAGUUAUUAGUAUUUAUGUAUUAAUAAAUAAAAUCUAAACAAUUAAUAAAAAUUAUUUCAAAUAUGAGAUAUAUACUAAUUUCUUAAGAUAUAAUUAUGUCAAUUUAAAAAUAUUCUUGAAAUAUUAUUCUUUGAUUUUAUUAUGCACGCAUUAAAUUAAUGUGCAAAAUAUUAAACUAUAAUACGAUAAAAUCUUAACAUACAAAAAUAUAUAGAUAUUUUUAGAAAAUAACCAGCAUUGGCGUAUAUAGGCGAAUACUACACAUGGAUAUACAUAUACAAAUACACACUGUGGUAAAGUAUAUGAAAAUACACAAGUAUAUACGAAAGUACACAAUUAUGAAAUUCGAAAUAAAACACAAACAUAAAAUAUAGAAAAUAAAUGGAUACCAGGAGCAUUUGUUUAUACGGCGCAAAUCAAUGGAAGAUAAAUGGAUAAAUAAAUGAAAAAAAAGCCAUGGGUGCUUUUGUAUCAACCUUCGACAAUAUUUUGUUCUCAUAAUGGUAUAUUAUGAAAACUCUGAAUCUUAAUAAUUUUGCUAUUUUUUUAUCUUGUUAAUUAACUUAAUAUUACACUCAUUUAAGUUAAUUAAAAAUAUCAAAAUUUAA
Messenger RNA from Apis cerana (Asiatic honeybee), 4261 nucleotides. RefSeq names its product eukaryotic translation elongation factor 5 (gene eEF5). Gene Ontology annotation, biological process: positive regulation of translational termination; positive regulation of translational elongation. The record is from RefSeq and is a predicted model, not a curated record. Gene Ontology annotation, molecular function: ribosome binding; RNA binding; translation elongation factor activity. Lineage: Eukaryota; Metazoa; Arthropoda; Insecta; Hymenoptera; Apidae.